This is a messenger RNA of Xenopus laevis (African clawed frog), 832 nucleotides long. RefSeq names its product Jupiter microtubule associated homolog 1 L homeolog (gene jpt1.L). NCBI's taxonomy places the organism in Eukaryota, Metazoa, Chordata, Amphibia, Anura, Pipidae. Gene Ontology annotation, cellular component: cytoplasm; nucleus. The record is from RefSeq and is a predicted model, not a curated record. The transcript has 5 exons. Bases 95 to 529 code for a protein of 144 amino acids.
GAAGAAGCCAAUAAGGGAAUAACAGGGGCGUGGACGCAGCUAUAUAAGCUCUGGAAGCCGAUCGAGGAGGAGACAGUCUCUUCUAGUCGCAGUCAUGACAACCACAUCUAUGUUCAGCGGUCUGGAACCUAGUUCUCGGAGUAGCUCCAGGGUCCUGUUGCCUCCAGGUGGAGGGUCAAACAUCUCUUUUGGGGUCGGCGAGGCUCAGACACAGCAGCCUGCAAGGAAGCACAAGAUGGCUUCCAACAUAUUUGGGGCUGUAGAAGAUGAACCAGCAUCCACCAAACAAGCACAGGAGACAGGUACUCCCGAUGCAUGUGGCGACUUUGAUUCUGCAGCAGAGAGGACAUGUCAAUCAGAGGACUGUAGCAAUGCCAGUGGUAACAUGGAUGAAACUGCAAUGCUAGAAACUGAAUCUGGAAAGGAACAAUCUCAAGUAGCUGGAGAAUCUGCACAGCCAGCACAACCUGCAGCAGCCCCGAGCAGAAGAAACCCUCCUGGGGGAAGGUCCACUCUUGUUCUAGGUUGAAUGUCCUACUGCGAACUGUUCUUUCCCUGGAUUUGUUGGUUCCCUUCACUCUGACUCCACAUGUGACUGCACAUAUAAGCUCCCUAGUUAUUUAAAGCACUUUGGUCCUGCCAUCUUUUUUUUUUUUUUUUCUAUGAACUGUUCUCCAUGUGUGUCCUGGGAUCUACUGGAAGACGCAUGAGUUUCUAGUAGUACUGUUUUCUUUUAUUAAUGUUUAUCAUAAUAAAGAAUUGUCAAGUUUUUUUUUUUUUUGGAUUUGUAUAAAUUUCAUUGAACUGGUCAUUAAACAAACUGUAUGCAGAG